Microsporum canis CBS 113480 is the source of this 927-nucleotide messenger RNA. Its product is annotated as FMI2 protein. The transcript has a single exon. Gene Ontology annotation, molecular function: F-box domain binding; protein tyrosine/serine/threonine phosphatase activity. Gene Ontology annotation, biological process: protein dephosphorylation; regulation of ERK1 and ERK2 cascade; negative regulation of SCF-dependent proteasomal ubiquitin-dependent catabolic process. The coding region runs from base 1 to 927 and encodes 308 amino acids. NCBI's taxonomy places the organism in Eukaryota, Fungi, Ascomycota, Eurotiomycetes, Onygenales, Arthrodermataceae. Gene Ontology annotation, cellular component: cytoplasm; nucleoplasm. The record is from RefSeq and is a predicted model, not a curated record.
AUGGCCUCCUCAACCCCGCAGUAUAUUGCCAACCAGCAAUAUACCAACGCUUGGUGGAGUGGCCUGGCAGACAGUGUUUAUUCAGCUAUAGAGAUUGCUGAAUCCCAGCCUUUAGCUAUACCUAGCUCAUACGAUCUCCCACCAGUGCAAUAUGCCUGCCCGGAAUUCAUCAAGUUCCUAUCUAGCACCCAACUCCGCCGGCGUGCUCAUCUCUUAGAUUGGUCGUAUGAACAACGCAGGACUGCACAGGAUAUCUUACCUUUCUUAUACCUGGGACCAGCUACGAUUACCCGUGACAAGGACUUUCUUGUGAAGGAGGGCAUCACUUUACUCUUGGCCAUCAGGGAUCGCAACCGAGUUCAGGCCCUGACAGUCAACGGGGAGAAGUCAGCAGCUAUCCUGGGGAUUGACUCCGAUUUUCUCGAAGUAUCCAAUACACAGGAACUUAUCAGUGAAAUUCCAAACGUCAUCCGUCGAAUCAAUAGCCAUCUAUGCCCUUGUGCAGCCCACCAGCCCUCAGGAGGGAAAGCAAGAAAAGUGCUAGUGUUCUGCGAUACUGGGAAUGAAAAGUCAGCUUGUGUAGUUGCCGCAUAUAUUAUGGCCAUGUUACAGACCAGAGCAACUGCUGCAGCGAGCCACGUUCAGGUACGGAGAUUAUGUACCAACAUUGGCAGUACCUUCGACAUAUUAAAAUCUUUCGAAACCAUCCUCGAUGCUCAGAGGGUUAUCGCCAGAAACACGGUAGAUCAUCAAAGUCAGUCAGGCGGACUAGAGUCUAACCAUCAGGUUUCACGGAAAAGGUCCUUUCAAGUUGCCCAGAAAUCUCAACUGGCAGACGGGGAGGCUAUGGAUAUAGAUCUCUCACAAGAAAUAGGGGACUAUCCAAGUCGACCCUCUCACCCUCCGUUCCGUGACCUAACCCGGUGA